Molecule: messenger RNA, 465 nt
Organism: Amyelois transitella
Lineage: Eukaryota; Metazoa; Arthropoda; Insecta; Lepidoptera; Pyralidae
Gene: RpL36
Product: large ribosomal subunit protein eL36
Exons: 4
Coding region: 86-445 (119 amino acids)
Biological process (GO): cytoplasmic translation
Cellular component (GO): cytosolic large ribosomal subunit; ribosome
Molecular function (GO): structural constituent of ribosome
Source: RefSeq, a predicted model, not a curated record
AAAGAAUGUCAUUGUCACGUCAAAAUGUCAAAUCAAACUACAAACAAAAAAUAUUCUCUUCGAUAGGAUCUGUCAAUCCGCAAAAAUGGCUCCCCGCUUCGAGAUUGCAGUUGGUUUAAGGAAAGGCCACAAAACCACUAAAAUAUCUGCAGGGAGAAAAGGAAUAACAGAUAAAGCUAUUAAAAUUCGACCAGCUAGGCUAAAGGGGCUGCAAACUAAACAUUCAAAGUUUGUCCGUGACCUGGUGCGCGAGGUGGUCGGUCAUGCCCAGUACGAAAAGAGGGCUAUGGAAUUGUUGAAGGUGUCAAAGGACAAGCGCGCACUCAAGUUCUUGAAGCGCCGUUUGGGCACACACAUCCGCGCCAAGAGGAAGCGUGAAGAACUGAGCAACGUUCUCACUCAGAUGAGGAAGGCCGCCGCCCAAGCCCACCACGCCCACCAUUAAGUGAAAAUAAAUCUGUAAAA